AUGGCCGAACCUACGGAAACGGAACGCCCAGUUCCCUACAGUCGAGCUUGUAUCAAUUGUGCCCGUGCCAAAACUAAGUGCAAUUUUGGUAGUAAUCAUAGUAUCUGUGAAAGAUGUGGUCGGCUCAAAAAAGAGUGUGUUCUAUCUCCGGUAAAACGGAGGCAAAAACCACGAGUCACUGCGGAACGACUUGAACAAAGAUUAGAUGGGCUCGUAUCUCUCCUGAGGACAAUUUCACCAAAUAAUCCUGUGGUUGAGAAUGCCCUGAAUAGUUUCCCAGUCCAAACUUCAAAUUGUCGUGCAUUAGGAUUCCAUUCUACUGCCCCAAAUUCUUGUGUGAGAAAUCCUAAUGAGAUCGCACCUGUUGAGCCAGGUUUGUCUUAUUUACCUUCUACCCCAGCUUCAAAUGCAGCUGCAUAA
Sclerotinia borealis F-4128 is the source of this 420-nucleotide messenger RNA. NCBI's taxonomy places the organism in Eukaryota, Fungi, Ascomycota, Leotiomycetes, Helotiales, Sclerotiniaceae. The record is from the annotation of a GenBank genome assembly.